AUGAAGAGUUGGGGUGUGGUUUUCUUUGUUCUUCUGCUUAUCCAAAAUCAGGGAAUUUUGAAACCAGUAGAAGCAGAAGAUGGGUUUGUAAAAACCAGAGGACUUCAACUUGUCUUGAAUGGAAUCCCUUACUAUGCGAAUGGGUUCAAUGCCUACUGGUUGAUGUACGUGGCCACUGACCCAUCCCAGAGAGACAAAAUUUCAUCUGCCUUUCAAGAGGCUACACAACAUGGCCUCUCCAUAGCAAGAACUUGGGCUUUCAGCGAUGGCGGUUACAGGCCUUUACAGUCUUCUCCCGGCUCCUACAAUGAGCAAACUUUCCAGGGUUUGGAUUUUGCGAUAUCUGAGGCGAAGAAGCAUGGGAUUAAGCUGAUAUUGAGUUUGGUGAAUAACUAUGAGAACUUUGGAGGCAGAAAACAGUAUGUGGACUGGGCUAGAAGCCAAGGGCAGUCUAUAAAAUCAGAGGACGAUUUCUAUACCAAUUCUGUAGUGAAGGAUUUUUACAGAAAUCAUAUCAAGACUGUACUUACGAGGACAAACAGUCUGACUGGAGUUGCUUACAAAGAUGAACCCACCAUAAUGGCUUGGGAGCUGAUGAAUGAGCCAAGAUGCACUUCAGACCCAUCAGGAAAAACCAUUCAGGCUUGGAUAACCGAGAUGGCAUCUUACUUGAAAUCUAUAGAUGGAAAUCACUUGCUAGAAGUUGGUCUUGAAGGGUUUUAUGGAGCAUCAAAGCAGCAAACUAAUCCAAAAUACUUUCAAGUGGGAACAGAUUUUAUUGCAAAUAAUCAGAUCCCCGGCAUUGACUUUGCUACUGUUCACUCAUAUCCUGACCAAUGGUUAUCUGGGUCAAGUUAUGAAGACCAAGUCUCCUUCUUGAACAAUUGGGUGAAUGAUCAUAUCCAAGAUGCACAAAACGUACUCAAGAAGCCAAUUCUCUUUGCUGAGUUUGGAAGGUCUUUGAAAGAGUCAGGUUACACCACAAACCAACGGGACCAAAUUUUCACCACGGUCUACUCGGCCAUCUACUCGUCGGCUAGGGGUGGAGGUGCAGCUGUUGGUGGCUUAUUCUGGCAACUUCUGGCUGAAGGAAUGGAUUCUUUCCAAGACGGGUACGGCAUUGUGUUGAGUGAGAGCUCCUCAACAGUUGGUUUGAUUUCUGAGGAGUCUCAGAGGCUUAUUAAGAUUCGGAAGAUGUAUGCCAGGCUGAGAAACAUUGAGAAGUGGAAGCGAGCAAGGGAGAUUAGAAGGGCUCAAUGGUGGUCUGGAAACAAGGUCAAUGAUACAGGAAACUGA
Molecule: messenger RNA, 1296 nt
Organism: Prunus armeniaca (apricot)
Lineage: Eukaryota; Viridiplantae; Streptophyta; Magnoliopsida; Rosales; Rosaceae
Source: the annotation of a GenBank genome assembly